GAUUUUCCUGUUUCCAAUCAUUUUCAUCGCGAAAAUUAUGGUAAAAUGUCCUUUUUGCUAAAGAUUAUCACGCAAGAGGCAAAGAAUCGUUAGGAUUGUUGCUCGAGCUCUAUUAGACACGCAAAAUAUCGACUUGUGAUAAGAAAUUCAAUCAAAACAAAGAAAAUAUGGAAGCAGGCAUUCAAGUGCUUCAAAACACCUCCGUUUCCGAUAACGAAGCAAAAUCAGCGGAUAUCGAUUCGCCCAGUUAUGGCGCAACGACAGAUUCGGGCGUCGAAACGAUGAGUUGCGAGUUGAAUGAAUCGAUGGUCAGCAGCGGAUGUUUCGAAGCAGAUACUUUUUUGAGUGCUUCGACGACUGUCUUGCCGGAUUUGUUGAUUCCUGCGUCGGAACAGCUUCAAACGAGGAAAGAUUCGGCAAAUGGCAAUUCGGAAGUGACUGAGGAGAAGAUUCCCGAUGAGAUGAUUAGUUCGGUGCACUCAACUUUUGACAAUGAAAUCGUGUAUCGACGUCGACGGCAAAAGACUCCGACGAAAAAAGCCCCGAAAAAGCGAGUUUCGUUCCACGAAGACAUUUUAAAUAACAAAAAAACGGAUAAUAUUCGAAUUGAACACGGAUUUGUCGCCUAUAAAGGCGGAUUUUCGAAGAAACAAUUGAUGCUGAAGAAUCAUUCGCGUUAUUCUUGGUGCUCCGAAUACGGCAGCGGCCAAACUGAGAUCGAUGACGAAGAUGACGACUCGGAUGGCGUGCAGCCAAUUUACAGAAAUGCCUGUUCUGACGUCUUGGAUUUCGGAAAAACGGAAGUUUUUGACACGGAAGAGGAAAAACUCAACGCCAUGAAGUACAAUGCUAACUCGGGCGUCUUUGAAUAUCACAGUAAUCACCAAAAAUCCCGAAAUCCGAAGAAAAAUCAACUUUACAAAUGCGAUUGUAGCAGUUCCAAUUCGAGUUUGAGCGAUGCAAGUACCGAUUCGGACCCAAAUGCGAACGGAAACAAUCAAAAAAGGAAUUAUGCGCAGGCAAAAUCGAAUUCUUGCGAGUGCAUUGGCUCAAAUCAGCGGAAUAAUAACGUCAUUAGCGACAAUUGUUACUAUUCGGAGCCGAAUAUCAUGGAUGAGUACAAUCAGAAUGAACGACAACCGCGACAUUCGUGGAGCAAAGAGAAGAAACCCAAAAGUAGCUGUUUGAAAAAGACAAAAUAUAAUUCGGGAGUCAUGCCAGAGUAUAAUUUGAACAGGAAAAUGCAGAAAUUUAAUGUGCAUCACUUGACGACAGAUGUUACGAGUCAAAUUUUGGACAAUAGUAAGACACUGAUAGGAUCGUUGAAGGAUAUUUUUGGGAUUUCUUUGCCGGAACGUGGCGUUCCUGAAGGAUCUGAGGAUUUGCAAACUGUUGAAUGUGUUCCUUGUGAGACGCCCGAAGAUAAUUUUCAGGUCAUUCAAAAACCCAAACCCUUCUUGUCGAAAAGCUUGGAUGGCGUAAAUCGUAAAAAUGCCACAAAAUACGUUCACAACGUCGACGAACAACUUCGCGGCAAAAACGACGAAGACUUGUACGCUCCAACGCGGAAAAAUAGCGUGAAAGAAGACGACGACGACGAAACCAUUUGCGAGCAAAAUCCCGAACCAUAUCGUAACAAGUACAUAAUCAACUGCGAAUCGACUGUUUUUGAGCACACGGGCGUCUCUUUUGUCUACGAUCAGCAACAAGCGCUCGGCUUAACGCCCGCCGAGGAACAAAAACCCGCAUCAACUUUACAAAAAUUAACAAGUAUCUUCAAAUCUGGUCGUUUUUCGAACUCAAACUCAACGGCGACAUCGCCAACGGGCUCUGAAACGGAAAAAAUCGUUGGAAAAGCUUCGAUAACAACGCCAACAGAUCAAAAAGGCACAAAUCCCACAAUGGAAUCAAGCAUGACGUCAUCUUGCAGUGCAUUAUCUGAAGCUGCGUCGACUUCUACCAACACAACAACUACCAAAGACACUUCUCAAGCCGAAAAUCCCGUGAAAUAUCCCACAGCAACACGAACUGUAACAUCUCCGAAGCGUCAUGGGCGUCACAUUGCUUCGCCGUUGCAUCAAAAAACCCAAACAAUUGCUCGGGUAAUGUCUCCAGACCUUUUUAAUCCCGGAAAUUCGAGAAAUUCGAUGAUCCCUGACGACUUUGAUGACAUUCUGACGAUUACAACAACAACUUCCGAUCAAACCGACAAAAUUGACGACAUGGUAAUCGUCGAUUAUCCCACAGCAGCACAGGAAAAAGCUGAAAUGCAGUAUUUGAGACCUGUUUCGAGCAGUUCAAGCAAGUCUUCGUUGAUAAAUCGGUUCUUGAGGAACGUUACUCAGAAGAAAAUUCUCGAAGCUACCAUCAAAAAGAACUCAUUUUUCCAAACAAAGCUCAAUAGUGAACGAAAAUUGUUCGGAAAUUUGUAUGUAAAGCCCGUCAAAGCUUGUAGUAAGGCUCUGAUCGAAGACAUGAAUGCCGAAAUCGCCAUGGAAAUCGAAGAAAAUGUGAAUGAACAUAAGAGAUUAUCAACAGUGAUGAGUCCCGAUGAAGUUGUCGAAGCCGGGCAAUUCGAAGGAGGCGUCGGCGAACUCUCAAUUGAGCUUUUCAACGCAAAAUCCUUGACCAACAUCCUCCGAAAUGACAAAGAAACGCUCAUGAAAGCCUUCAAGCUGUACACCGGAUACAGUCGAGAGGGAUAUUUAACUCCCGUGCUCGUGUUUUUGACCGACAAAACACUUUACGUGACAAUUUCGCAACGAAAUCGACUCACAAAUAAAUUUGUCUUGCCCUAUGCUGAGCUCGAUUGCAUCCUCAUGGGUCCUUUUGGCAACACAGUCCUCUUGAGCAACAGUAAUCGCGAUAUGCAACAAGUUUUAUUGGCUGGCGGACCCUAUCCAGCUGACGGAUUAGUCGCUAGUUUGGAGCUUUGUGCGAGAAAAGGCGGAUCAACGUUGCCCGCAAUUGGACAGCUGACGUUGGAGCAUCUUGCGCCGUUGCAAGCUUUUGUCAGGGAUAAUUCUUCGGUUGCGAAAAGUGAUACGUUCAAGUAUUAUUCGGUAGUUAAUGUGCCGGCGGGAAGUUUAUCGGAUGAAAAGGAGCCAUUGGGACCGUAUUUGAAGGGAUUUUUGAUGCACAGAACGAUUUCGCAUUCGGGUUCGAUGGCGCAAUGGAGUGUCGGGUACUUUUUGUUGAAGGCUGGAGUGUUAUAUUUGUUCAGUGAUUCAAAUCAAAAGUUACCAACGUGGGCUGUUUGUGCGAAAGAAUGUCAAGGAGCUCGUCGUGCUCUCAACACAGGUCGCCCUCACACAUUCGAAUUACUUCUUCGCACAGGUUCACUUCAACUUGCCGCUCCCGACGAAUAUGUCGCCUCAGAAUGGCUUCAAGCACUCGUUCAAGCAGCUAGCGGACUCUUUGAGAUGCAAGAUCGUCACAAAUCUCUCGGAUGCACACUCAUCAUGACAAAUAAUCACCUCAUUACCUUACGCGAAGACUUUUCGUCGCCAUUGCGUCGUAACAGCAACACAAUUUCCCCGUCAUCCACAGCUCUUUCGCCUCCCUUGAAGGAAAAUGUCGAUCCGAAUCUCGCGAAAAAAUUGCAACAAGCGGCAACAGCGAGAUUGACUUUUGACGAUUGUCACAGCGAAAUUAGCUCGAUUCGGUCGACGCCAAGUCGAAAUUUCUCGGAUCGCAAGUCAAAUCACUCGAAUAUCAGUACGCCGACGAAGCAAAGUAGCAUUGGGAAGUCGACGUCGACGAUGAUGUUCUGCGGGGAUGAUAGUAAAAGUCACACGAACAUGACGAGUUUUUACGGGAAAAAUUCUGGCGUUGAAAUUUUGACGUGUGCAGCGAUUGAUGACAUGGUUUCCAUCAAAGUUCCUUCAGAUUCGAAUGAAUUAUGGGCAAUUGUGGAAUUCUCUUGUCAAGAAGUUCGUGAAAAUUCGGAUGACUUGGUUUUAUUUUUCUCAACUCACUCCGAGUCAACACGUUUCAUUACUUUACUCAAAUCCUUGUGGCAGGAAAAGACGACGGAACCAUUCCCUGUUUGCAUCUUGCCUGAAGACGAUCCCCUUGCCGAUCACUGUGCGCAUCUUUUCCGUGACAUCAACAAAUCGUGGGAGCUUUUAGUUGCAGCUGCACUCGGAUAUCCUUAUUAAACAAAGAAAAUUUGAAUUAAUUUCUCCAUUUUUGCACGGAGAUAAAAUUUAUUGACGUAAAAAAGUAAAAAUCAUGAAUGAAGGACUUCCGUUGAACGGAUUUCUUUCGAAAAAGUAAUAUAAAACUUAAAUAAUAAGCAUCAAUGUUAGAAUUAAGAAAAAUGAAUAUUAGGAAAAACACAAGAUUUUGAUAAAACAAAUAAUUAGGAGGAAAGUUCAUGGAAUGAUUUUGAAUUUUGACGUGACAGAUGUCAAAAUUUUUGAUUAAUUUUAAAAAUUUCGAGAGAUAUUUUGAGAGAUAUUUUGUUUUAUUUUUUUCAAAUUUACAUGAAAUUUCUUAAAUUUUUGAAAAAAAUUAAAAUUUGAAAGAAAUUUUGACAUCU
Molecule: messenger RNA, 4543 nt
Organism: Culicoides brevitarsis
Lineage: Eukaryota; Metazoa; Arthropoda; Insecta; Diptera; Ceratopogonidae
Gene: prd1
Biological process (GO): regulation of protein localization; lysosome localization; Golgi organization
Cellular component (GO): endosome membrane
Molecular function (GO): kinesin binding
Source: RefSeq, a predicted model, not a curated record